Anarrhichthys ocellatus (wolf-eel) is the source of this 444-nucleotide messenger RNA. RefSeq names its product mesogenin 1 (gene msgn1). The transcript has a single exon. Bases 13 to 444 code for a protein of 143 amino acids. Gene Ontology annotation, cellular component: nucleus. Gene Ontology annotation, biological process: mesoderm formation; regulation of transcription by RNA polymerase II. Gene Ontology annotation, molecular function: protein dimerization activity; DNA-binding transcription factor activity, RNA polymerase II-specific; RNA polymerase II cis-regulatory region sequence-specific DNA binding. NCBI's taxonomy places the organism in Eukaryota, Metazoa, Chordata, Actinopteri, Perciformes, Anarhichadidae. The record is from RefSeq and is a predicted model, not a curated record.
GAUAUUUCUAACAUGGACCUGGAGGUUGUCACCGCUAAAAUUCUGGCUGAGUGGAAGAGCCAUGAGAGCACUUUUGGGGGAGAUCAGGACUCACAACAGUCCACCUCACCGGAGUCCUCGAUGGACUCCAUGUGCUCCUCACCGGAGAUGUGCUACUCCAGCGGGCAUCAGGAGAUGAAGGACUUCCACUUCGGCUUCACGGGACGGAGAGCUACUCCAACGGCGCAGAGGCUGGGCAAGCCCAAGAUGUCCACCAAAAGACGCGUGAAGGCCAGCGAGAGGGAGAAGAUGCGGAUGAGGAGUCUUGCGGAGGCUCUGCACCAUCUCCGAGACUACCUGCCACCGGACUACAGCAAGAGAGGCCAGCCCCUGACCAAGAUACAAACCCUGAAAUAUACAAUUGAGUACAUCAACAAGCUUUCAGACAUCCUGAGCCGCGCGUAA